AAAAAGCUAAAGUGAGGUGAAAGGACAAAGGAGGACCGAACAUUCCAAGAUGGUGAAAGUAGUGAUCGCUCUUGUUUUGGCUAUGGCUGCCGCUGCAUGCGCCUCGCUCAUUCCAUACAGAUACGCAGAUGGAGUGAGCGCCAGACAUUUCUACAAAGGAGAGGGUCACUACGGAAUUGCCUCUGGAAUUUACGGUCUUGGAUAUGGUGGCUUCUAUGGUGCCUAUGAUUAUGCACCCUAUUUCUAUGACGGAUAUUACGGAUAUGAUGGGCUUGGAUACGGGUAUGGACCCUAUGGAUAUUAUGGAAGAUACUUCGGAGUUCCUGGUUACUAUGGAGGUUACUUUUAAGUAUCUUAAAUCAGUGUUUGGUUUGCAAAUAUCUGAUCCAGAAGAUUACCAUAUUUAUCAUCAAAAAUGAAAUAAAAAUUUACCUUUCGAAGGUGAAG
Messenger RNA from Argiope bruennichi, 447 nucleotides. Its product is annotated as shematrin-like protein 1. The transcript is spliced from 3 exons. The coding region runs from base 50 to 349 and encodes 99 amino acids. Lineage: Eukaryota; Metazoa; Arthropoda; Arachnida; Araneae; Araneidae. The record is from RefSeq and is a predicted model, not a curated record.